Messenger RNA from Amblyraja radiata (thorny skate), 987 nucleotides. Its product is annotated as probable G-protein coupled receptor 139. Gene Ontology annotation, molecular function: G protein-coupled receptor activity. NCBI's taxonomy places the organism in Eukaryota, Metazoa, Chordata, Chondrichthyes, Rajiformes, Rajidae. Bases 1 to 987 code for a protein of 328 amino acids. The record is from RefSeq and is a predicted model, not a curated record. Gene Ontology annotation, cellular component: plasma membrane. The transcript is spliced from 2 exons. Gene Ontology annotation, biological process: G protein-coupled receptor signaling pathway.
AUGCAUGCUCCUGGGAACGGACCAGUCUUUGCCAUUUAUUAUUCUGUUCUUGCCGCUUUCGGUGUUCUAGCCAACCUGGUGACGAUUGCGAUCCUGUCUCAAGGAAAGUGCGGGCUCUCCAAGUGCAUCACUCGCUACCUGGUGUCCAUGGCCAUGACAGAUUUUCUGGUCAUUGUCACCGCUGUGAUAUUAAGCCGGCUCCGGGCGAUAUAUUUCCCAGUUACAUUCCUGUCCACCACCCCGGCCUGCAGUCUGAUUAUUGUCCUCAGCUGCGCUGCCAGAGACAUUUCCGUUUGGUUGACGGUCGCGUUCACCUUCGACCGAUUCAUCGCCAUUUGCUGCCAACAGCUAAAGCUGAGGUACUGCACCGAGAAAACCGCGGCUUUUGUGAUAGGAGCCGUCUGCGUGGUGGGCUGCCUGAAAAACGUUCCCUUUUACUUCAUAUACGAUCCUGUUUAUGUUGCGAAUAACAUACCUUGGUACUGUAGCAUCAAAGACAGUAAUUACACUGACGUUGGCUGGAGGGUUUAUGACUGGCUGGACCGAAUCUUGAACCCCUGCCUCCCGUUCCUCAUGAUCCUGCUGUUCAACGCUUUUACAGUCAGAUUCAUUCUAGCCGCCAGCAGAGCUCGCAGGAGACUCCGGGCCCAGAGCAACGGCGAGAAACAGAGUGACCCCGAGAUGGAGAGCAGGAGAAAGUCUAUCAUUUUACUCUUCGCCAUCUCGGGCAGUUUUAUUCUCUUGUGGUUGACCUACGUUGUAAAUUUUGCCUUUGUACAAAUUACAAGCAACACCUACUCCGUCGUGUCAAAUGGCAACGAUCCAAAGUUUAUCCUGCAAGAAAGCGGGUACAUGUUGCAGCUUCUCAGUUCCUGCACCAACACGUGCAUUUACGCAGGGACGCAGACCAAAUUUAGAGAGCAGUUGAAAGGCGCCGCGAAAUAUCCAUUUGAUUUACUUACCCGACGAUUGAAACAAGGAGGUUAA